Messenger RNA from Pelagomonas calceolata, 1804 nucleotides. NCBI's taxonomy places the organism in Eukaryota, Pelagophyceae, Pelagomonadales, Pelagomonadaceae. The record is from the annotation of a GenBank genome assembly.
GCGGCGGAAGUUCCUCUACGACCGCAAAGGCUGCCUCACGCUUUGAUUCACGCCACCGUGCGUGUGCUGCACGCGCCGCGGCAUUGCGACGCUAUCUAUCGACCAUGUUCCAAGGUAGCAGCAAAGCCACAGCCACGGCCGCCGCCGCCGCCGCGGCCGUCGCCGCCGGCGUCGUCGUCGGCAAGGCCCUGUCUCAAGAGGAUGCGCUGCUCCGCCUGCGGCUGCGCCUCGCCCAGUUCUUCAGAGGCAAGUACACGCUCCGCGACGUUAGAAUCCCCGAGAGCCUCCUGCCGCGGGAGCUACGAGGCGCCGCCGACGCCGAGGGCCUCGUGGCCUGCGACGUCGCCGUCGGAAAUGGUGUUAUUGAUGAGGUCGCGCCGCCGAAGAGUCUGGGGGGCAUCGACUGCAACGGUUGUCUGGUCGUCGCGUGCUUCGCCGAUUCUCACACCCACUUGGUAAAGACGCACGCGCAUCCGCGCGCGCGCAACGCGACGGGCUCGAUCAACGGUGCUUUAGCGCAGGAGGUCGAGGACCAGCCGCGCUGGGCGGCCUGUGCGUGUUGCCGGCCCAACGCCUUAACGGGCGGUUCAGAUAAUGCGGGCGGUCCCCAAGACCAAGUAGUGUGUCCGAAGGCCGACGACGUGAAGCGGCGCAUGGAAUUUGCGUUAAAGACGGCCUACGUCCACGGGUCGAAGGCCAUCCGGACGCAUCUCGACGGCACGGCCGCGGACGAUCAAAAACUGGUGGAUACGGUGUAUGCGGCGUUCCGGGAACUGAGAGACGAGUACGCGACGAAGGGACUCGUUGUCCAAGGCGUCGCGAACCUCUACUUACCUCUGUGGUCCGAUGAAAAUAUCGCAAAGCCGUUCGCGGACCGAGCCUUCAAGGAGGGCGCGAUAUUAGGCGCCUACUGCGGCAACGUCGCCGAGACGACACCGGAGGAGACGCUGAAGCACUGCGCGGCGUUAUUUACCCACGCCAUAAGACUAAAACUGCCGGUCGACUGCCACGUCGAUGAGACCAAUGAUGCGCGGUGCCGCGGUUUAUCGGCGUUAGCUCAUGCUUUGCUCGAUGCGCGGGCCGUGGGCUACGACCAGCCGGUGGUCUUCGGGCACUGCACGGCGCUCGCGUUGCAGCCGCCUCACAUACUAAACGCGAUCUGCCAAGCUUUAGAACAGUGCAAGCCCGUUUGUAUUGUAGUGAACCCCUCCACCAAUUUAGGAUUGCAAGAUAGAAGAGGCUCGGCGCCGCCGCACUGCGCGUUUAUCGAUCCGAAUGAACCGCGGACGCCGAAGUGGCGCGGCCUCGCCCCGGUCCAAGAGCUUGCUUCGCAGAACAUUGAUGUGGCUGCCGCCUCGGACAAUGUCAGGGAUUGGUGGCACCCCUACGGCGACUACGACCAAUUGGAGACCUGGAAGAACGCUGUUACUUUAGGUCAUUUGGACACGGCGCCGCACGAAGGUCGGUGGGCCGCACUCGUCUCUUCAGCUCCUGCGCGGGCGAUGGGCCUCGCCUCGGAGCCCUUCGCCGAAGGCGCGCCCGCGGACCUCGUGAUGUUUCCGAGGGCGCGGCGCGUCUCGGAGCUUUUUGCGCGGCCCCACGGCCUCGGCCGCGUCGUGCUGAGGAAGGGGCGCGUCCAGAGUGGUACCGUGCCGUCCUACCGCGUUUUGGACGACGUCGUCGCCGAAACGACGCCCCAGCCUCCACCUGAUGUCGCGUACGCGCGGGGCGCGGCCAAGAGCGGGCUGCAGACCUGAGUUCAGUUCCUCCUUUUGUUUUGUACAUAUAAGACUGGUUCCCUGGG